Chrysochloris asiatica (Cape golden mole) is the source of this 1371-nucleotide messenger RNA. It is a transcript of the gene SDE2, whose product is annotated as SDE2 telomere maintenance homolog (S. pombe). The coding region runs from base 10 to 1371 and encodes 453 amino acids. The transcript is spliced from 7 exons. Gene Ontology annotation, cellular component: nucleus. The record is from RefSeq and is a predicted model, not a curated record. Lineage: Eukaryota; Metazoa; Chordata; Mammalia; Afrosoricida; Chrysochloridae.
GUUGGGGAAAUGGCGGAAUCUGCGGCGCUCGUGUGGAUUCGCGGCCCAGGCUCCGGGUGCAAGGCCGUGCGGUGUGGCUCCGCUCGGUGUUCCAUAUGGUAUUUGAUCCACCGUUACUUCCAAGAUCAGGAUGUUCCAGUGGAAUACUUCUUUGUGAAAUGCAAUGGAGCACUCAUUAACACCAGUGAUGCUGUGCAGCAUGGAGCCGUUUACAGUCUGGAACCCAGACUUUGUGGUGGAAAAGGAGGUUUUGGUUCAAUGCUACGAGCACUUGGUGCUCAGAUUGAAAAGACAACCAAUCGAGAAGCCUGCCGGGAUCUCAGUGGAAGGAGACUACGAGACGUCAAUCACGAAAAAGCAAUGGCUGAGUGGGUAAAGCAACAGGCUGAGCGCGAGGCUGAAAAGGAGCAGAAGCGCCUUGAACGCCUGCAGCGGAAACUUGCAGAACCAAAACACUGCUUCUCCAGCCCUGAGUACCAGCAGCAGUGCCAUGAGAUGGCUGAGCGUUUGGAGGAUUCUGUCCUCAAAGGUAUGCAGGCUGCCUCCAGCAAAGUGGUAUCAGCAGAAAUAACUGAGAAUCGGAAACGGCCUAACAAAUUGAAAGCAAGCAAAGGAGUCAGUGCAGAAAAGAAAAAAUGCUUUUGGUUGGGCAUGGAUGGACUAGAGAAUGCGGAGGAGUCCAGUUCUGAGAGCUCAGAUGAUGACGGUGAUGAAGCACCUAGCACUUCAGGAAUGAGCUGUCAGGCUCCAAAACAUGGCAGUGAUGGUGUUGUGCUGGCAACUGAAUUCCCCAGUGGUUGUCAGAGGCCUAGAGUAUUGAGUGGAGACUCUGGGUCACCAAAAGAACUACAGCAAACCCCAAUAAUUGACCCUAGGAACGAUACAUAUGAAGACCAGAGUGCCAAGCUGGGAGAGACUGCUACUAAGGAGCAGGCAGAAAGGAAGAUGGUUGUAGAAACCAAGGAGACCCAGGUAGACAAGGAAGCAGAAAAUAAAGAACCCAUAGAAAAGGAAGCAGCUGGUGCUCAACUGAAUGAAAAGGAAAAGAUAGAAAUGAUUGAUGGGGAAAGAGCUGCCAAGGUAGCCCCUGGACAAGACAGGGAAAACAUUCCCAGUACCAAGUUAGAGGAAAACCAGUCAGGAAGCACGGAUAUUUGUCUGGGAACUGUAGAUUUGCUGUCAUUCCACUCUGUUGAGGAAUUGGAGUUUCUGGGUUUGGAUCAACUCAAGUCUAAACUGAUGACCCUGGGACUGAAAUGUGGGGGCACUCUGCAGGAGCGUGCUGCACGGCUCUUUUCCAUCCGGGGACUGACGAGGGAACAGAUAGACCCAGCUUUAUUUGCCAAACCUCUGAAAGGCAAGAAGAAAUGA